Messenger RNA from Phodopus roborovskii (desert hamster), 2192 nucleotides. RefSeq names its product RNA binding region (RNP1, RRM) containing 3 (gene Rnpc3). Gene Ontology annotation, cellular component: U12-type spliceosomal complex. The record is from RefSeq and is a predicted model, not a curated record. The transcript is spliced from 16 exons. NCBI's taxonomy places the organism in Eukaryota, Metazoa, Chordata, Mammalia, Rodentia, Cricetidae. Gene Ontology annotation, biological process: mRNA splicing, via spliceosome. Gene Ontology annotation, molecular function: protein binding; U12 snRNA binding; pre-mRNA intronic binding. The coding region runs from base 43 to 1593 and encodes 516 amino acids.
CGGGCUGCCGUCCGUCCGCCCCCGGCUGCUUCUGCGCGGAAGAUGGCGGUGCCCGAGCCGCCGCUGCCGCUGCCGCGGGGAGGUCCAGGCUCCGCUUCGCUCUCCCCGCCCCGGGGAGACCGCACCCUCCUCGUCAGGCACCUGCCGGCCGAGCUGACGGCCGAGGAGAAGGAGGACUUGCUGAAAUACUUCGGGGCGCAGUCGGUGCGCGUCCUGUCAGAUAAGGGGCGCCUGAAACAUACAGCAUUUGCAACUUUUCCUAAUGAAAAGGCAGCAAUAAAGGCAUUGGCAAGACUCCAUCAGCUGAAACUUCUAGGUCAUACUUUAGUUGUUGAAUUUGCCAGAGAGCAAGAUCGAAUUCAUUCCCCAUGUCCCACCUCAAAUACAGAGAAAAAGAAAAGGUCAGAUGACAAUGUGGAAGAUGAUAAAGAGAAGAAAGAACCUGACUUUUUAACAAUAGAAAGUGGAAUUGCACCAAAUCAUGGGCUGACUUUUCCUCUAAAUUCAUGCCUCAAAUAUAUGUACCCACCACCUUCAAGCACAAUCCUUGCAAAUAUAGUAAAUGCCUUGGCAAGUGUGCCCAAAUUCUAUGUACAGGUGCUUCAUCUUAUGAAUAAAAUGAAUUUGCCCACACCAUUUGGACCUAUUACUGCACGACCCCCAAUGUAUGAGGACUAUAUGCCACUGCAUGCACCCCUUCCACCUACGUCACCUCAGCCACCUGAGGAACCUCCCUUACCAGAUGAGGAUGAGGAUUUAUCUAGUAAUGAAUCAGAGUAUGAAAGCAGUGAUGAGGAGGACCGACAGAGAAUGAACAAAUUAAUGGAACUAGCAAAUCUUCAGCCCAAAAGACCUAAAGCCGCAAAGCCACGCCAAGUGAGAAAAAAACGAAAAAUCAAGGAUAUAUUGAAUAUACCUUCGUCAGCUUCACAUAGGUAUUUGCAUCCUGUGCUGUUACCAUCUGAUGUAUUUGACCAACCACAACCUGUAGGCAAUAAGAAAAUUGAAUUCAAUAUAUCUACCAACAUGCCAGCAGCAUUUCAGAAAGAUUUGGAAAAGGAACAGAAUAAUGAAGAAAAAAAUUCUGAUUCACCAGAUACUGAACUUAAUGAUUCAAAUACAGGAUUUGGAAAAAUUUUCCCCAAACCUAAUUUGAACAUCACAGAAGAAAUUAAAGAUGAUUCUGAUGAAAUGCCUUCACAAUGUAUUUCUCGAAGGGAGUUGGAAAAGGGUCGAAUUUCUAGAGAAGAAAUGGAAACCCUUUCAGUUUUCAGAAGUUACGAACCUGGUGAACCAAACUGCCGAAUUUAUGUAAAGAAUUUAGCUAGACAUGUUCAAGAAAAGGACCUUAAAUUUAUAUUUGGAAGAUAUGUUGACUUUUCUUCAGAAACACAGCGGAUAAUGUUUGAUAUUCGCUUGAUGAAAGAAGGCCGCAUGAAAGGACAAGCUUUCGUUGGACUUCCAAAUGAAAAAGCAGCAGCUAAAGCCUUAAAAGAAGCUAAUGGCUAUGUUCUUUUUGGAAAACCCAUGGUGGUUCAGUUUGCUCGAUCUGCUAGACCAAAACAAGACUCUAAAGAAGGAAAACGGAAGUGAUAGGAAUGGGGAAAGAAGCAUUCCUGCGUAAAUACUGCUGUAAUACUGUCAUACAAGUGUAUCCUUUCUUGUUGUAUCCUUUUUGGGGCAGUGGCUUUGUUUUGUUUCAUUUUGUUUUCUGGAAAUACUUUACCUACCAUCUAUCAUUUAUCCAGAUUAAGCAAUACUUUUUUAUAUUAUAUUCAAGUGAAAUAUUUCUCAAGCUAGUUUUGUAGUCUGAACAAAUAUUUUACAUGUAUUUUAGAUUCACUGUUUAAUGUUUUAUGUUAUCAUAUAAUCAAGGAGUUUUUUUCAGGGAAAGUUAGUGAAUCAGGUCGCUUUGUAUAUAUAUAUAUGCUUUACUACAGAGUAUGGUAGUAUUUCUUCUACAUGUGAAUUUCCUCAACCUAAUUCAGGAAUACGCUUUCUGUUUCAUGGUUCCUACUGAAUUCUCUGUCUUUCAAGUACUGUGGAACUAUGACAGAAGAAAUUGAUCAUCAGGACUAUGGAACUGUGCGUAACAACAUUGAAAGCAUUCAAAAAUCUCUUUAUCUUCACAUUAGUGCUUGGAGAUAUUUUAUAAUAGUUUAUUGCAUAUAUAAUAAAUUAUUUUCUUCUCA